Messenger RNA from Patella vulgata (common limpet), 1280 nucleotides. RefSeq lists its product as uncharacterized. Gene Ontology annotation, molecular function: hydrolase activity, hydrolyzing O-glycosyl compounds. Gene Ontology annotation, biological process: carbohydrate metabolic process. The transcript has 9 exons. The record is from RefSeq and is a predicted model, not a curated record. Lineage: Eukaryota; Metazoa; Mollusca; Gastropoda; Patellidae. Bases 1 to 1209 code for a protein of 402 amino acids.
AUGUUUCUGUUGUUGUUAGUUUUACCAGGAUUACUGGCUGAUGAAAACUUGUUUACAAAUCCAGGAUUCGAAAAUACAGAUGCUUGGAUUUGUAAUUCUUGCAAGGGGUCGCUUGUUAGCGAUAGUCAUGGUGGCUCACACAGUUAUAAGGUAGAACAAAGAAAAUACAAUUGGGGUGGCAUUUCACAGGAAGUGUUUAUUCAACCAGGUCAUAAUUAUUAUUUUAAAGCUUAUGUUAAACUGUUAAACACAGCGGACGGUAAACAAUAUCAUGAUAUUGAGGGGAUGUUGGAUAUUAUAGAUACAGAUGUUCAACAAACUCGAAGCGACUUUGGAUGGGGUUCUGCCGUAAACGUUGACUACAUCCAUGACUCUAAGCACAGAAACUAUCAGAACUUCUUUUACGAUAUAUUUGAAUGGGGUGUGUUGGAGAAUGCUCUGAAAUGGCCAAACUUAGAGCAAACGAAGGGUAUAUUUAAACCUGGUAAUGCGCUAGCAGCUAUAGAUGCUAUGAGGGACCAACUAAAGGAUCCGAAGAUAACCCAAUGGUUAUUUGAACACGCACAUCGUUAUGACAACAACACUGAAUUAUAUCUAAAUGAUUAUAAUAUUGUUAACGGUCAAUACUCCACGGUGGCAUAUCAGGAUCAAGCCAUGAAAUUUCUAGCAGCCAAUAUACAUGUUGAUGGUAUUGGGGUACAGAGUCAUCUUGGUGAUGCUAUUGAUAUCUCGGUUAUCAAGAGAAGGUUAGAUGAAAUAGCCAAAGUAGGACUUCCAAUAUGGAUUACCGAGCUGGAUAUCAACGAAUCAAACGAUCUGAGGAAAGCUGAGAAGUAUGAAGAAGUGAUGAGGCUAUAUUUUAGUCAUCCUGCUGUAAAAGGGGUCAUGUUCUGGGGAUUCUGGGAUGGACGACACUGGCGACCUGCUGCUGCUCUGGCUAAUGGUCACGAUGUGACGCCGAAUGCAGCUGGGAAGAAGGUAAGAGAAUUACUGAAGCAAACUUGGAGAACCGAUGUGCAUCACAGUCUUGCCCAUGGCCAUACCAUAAAUAUGCGAGGAUUCUUAGGUUCUUAUGAACUGAAGAUUCGACAUGAUGGCAAAACUAUUCAUACGGAAACAUUUGAUCUAGGGAAGAAUGGAAAUCACUUAAGAAUAAGUCUAGCAGGAUCUGGAAAUAGUACAAAGGUUGGCCAUAUCAUAAUCGGAUAAUUCUGCGGCAAAUUUAUUGUUUUAAGAAUUUAGUUUUUAGAAAUUCUAAUAUAAUAAUGCAUUAAUAAACA